AUGAUGAAUCAAACGAUAUUACCUUCACAACAAGCAACACUUUACAUGUCAAGUUCUGGUGGAACAGAUCCGAAUUCUUCAUCGUCAGUGGCGACAAUGAACUCUACACAAUUAAAUCUAUUUAAUCAUCAAAUCCAUGCAUAUAAAUAUCUCGCACGAAAUCAAACUGUGCCUGAACAGCACAUGAAUGUCAUCAAACGAAGUCAACAACCGCAAACACAAUUCUAUCCACCAAAUGCUGUGAUCUCCAAGCAAACAUCCGACUCUCGGUUUAGUUCACCAACGAUCAACACAAUCAAACCGCCAGUCAAUGGCACAACUCCACGUUUUCCCGGCGCAUCAACGCACUAUUCACCUGUACAAGUGAAUGGUAAUACAGCCACAACUAACAUUUAUCAUCCAUCGACAACUGUCCAAGCUUCAACAAAUAUUAUCAGUCAAACUCCAUCGGUAACUGAGAAUGUUCUCACUAACGUAUCAAGUAUUUCCUUGAAUAAUAAUUCGACUGUCACAACUCGUCCAACUAAUCUUCGCAUAACGCCAGUGCAGAAACCAACUGGUUUAGAUAUGCAAGAGGUUCUUGCUGAGCGUGAUCUUCGUAUUCAACAUAAUAUCGUUGUUCGAAUAAGUGAAUUAGAAAACUAUUUACCAACACUGAUUCAAACUGAUUUACGAAUGAGAGCUAUGAUUGAACUCAAAGCAUUGAAAUUAUUGAAUUUCCAACGACAGCUUCGCACAGAAGUCGUCACUUGUAUGCGCUUAGACUCCAGUCUCGAAACAGGUAACAAUCCCCGGUUAUACAAACGUUCGAAACAAUUCGGCAUGCGCGAGGCACGUGCUACAGAAAAAUUAGAGAAACAACAACGAGCUGAGAUUGAUCGCAAACGACGACAAAAGCAUCAAGAGUAUCUCAGCGCUGUUCUAACAGUUGCACGAGAGUUCAAAGAAUUCCAUAAGUCAGUUCAAUUGAAAACCAAUAAAUUAGCACGCUCGAUACUUUCUUGGCAUCAAAAUACAGAACGUGAGCAAAAGAAAGAACAGGAAAAACGUGAUCGAGAACGUAUGCGUCGUUUAAUGAACGAAGACGAAGAUGGUUAUCGAAAACUGAUCGAUGAAAAGAAAGACAAACGUCUAGCUUAUCUAUUAUCUCAAACCGAUGCGUACAUAAUAAGUUUGGUGAAUCUUGUCAAAGAACAUCAAGAUGAUUUGAAAAAGAAGAAGAUGGAGAAGAAACAGAAUUAUACCGAAGACGUUCAACAAACGACGGACGAUGUGAACUGUCUACGCGUUAAAGUGAAAAAUUCAACGACAGGUGAAAUCAAAGAAGGACAAGAUGCACCAUUAUCAUCCGAACUAGAUGCCUGGUUGGAGAAAAAUCCAGGAUGGCAACCGUUGCCGAGAGAUGCCAGUGAUGAUGAAGACGAUGAUUCAUCACGUUUACCUGAGACAACGACGACAGCAACACCUAUCGCAGUUCCAACACCUGAAGAACAAGAGAAAGGUAUUGUUGAGGAUGAUAAUAUAGUUAAGGAAGUUAUAACAAAAGCCAAGCAAGCUACCGACGAUGAUGAAUAUCAUACAUCAUCAACCGAUUCGUAUUAUGCUGUUGCACAUCGAGUUCGUGAGCGCGUAACGAAACAAUCAUCAUUGCUCAUUGGUGGAAUUCUGAAACCAUAUCAAAUUCAAGGCUUAGAAUGGCUUGUUUCAUUGUACAAUAACCAUCUGAAUGGUAUUCUAGCUGAUGAAAUGGGUCUCGGAAAAACAAUUCAAACAAUUGCUUUAAUCACAUAUCUAAUGGAAGUGAAAAAAGUUAACGGUCCUUAUCUGAUCAUCGUACCUUUGUCAACAUUGGCGAAUUGGGUUAACGAAUUCGGUAAAUGGUCACCAGCUGUUUCGACUAUUAUUUUCAAAGGCAAUCCUCAGACACGUAAAAUCCUUGGUCAAACUCUUCGCAGUGGCAAAUUCAAUGUACUUCUAACGACCUAUGAAUACAUUAUUAAAGAUAAAGCACUUCUGGCAAAAAUAAAAUGGCGUUACAUGAUUAUCGACGAAGGUCAUCGUAUGAAAAAUCAUCACUGUAAAUUAACUCAAGUUCUCAACACGUACUACAUCGCUCCUCAUCGUUUGCUGUUGACCGGUACACCAUUGCAAAACAAAUUACCUGAAUUAUGGGCUCUAUUGAACUUUCUUUUACCAUCGAUCUUUAAAUCUUGUACGACAUUCGAACAAUGGUUCAACGCACCGUUCGCAACGACAUGCGAAAAAGUCGAAUUGAAUCCUGAAGAAACUCUCCUCAUCAUUCGACGUCUACACAAAGUCUUACGACCGUUUCUUCUACGUCGAUUGAAAAAAGAAGUCGAAUCUCAACUACCUGAUAAAGUUGAAUAUGUUAUCAAAUGUGAUAUGUCUGCGUUACAAAGAGUUAUGUAUAAUCAAAUGCAAUCCACUGGCAUGCUCUUAACCGAAGACAAAAAUGGUAAAGGAAGCAAUCCAAAAGCUUUAAUGAAUACGAUCAUGCAGUUACGGAAAAUCUGCAAUCAUCCAUUUAUGUUCAAUGAAGUUGAGGAAAAGCUCAGUCAACAUUUUAACUAUUCAAGCAGUGUUUGUAUGGGAGCUGAUCUCUAUCGUGCAGCUGGUAAAUUCGAACUACUCGAUCGUAUACUACCAAAAUUCAAAGCAACGAAUCAUCGUGUCCUACUCUUCUGUCAGAUGACUUCGUUGAUGACUAUUAUGGAAGAUUACUUUGCUUACAAAAAUUUCACCUAUUUACGUCUGGAUGGUCAGACAAAGUCGGAAGAGCGUGGGGAUUUACUAGCAAAAUUCAGCGAAGCUAAUUCAGAUAUAUUCAUCUUUCUCUUGUCGACACGUGCCGGUGGUUUGGGCUUGAAUUUGCAAAAGGCAGAUACAGUUAUUAUCUUCGAUUCGGAUUGGAAUCCACAUCAAGAUUUACAAGCUCAAGAUCGUGCACAUCGUAUCGGUCAAGUAAACGAAGUUCGUGUACUUCGUUUAAUGACCAUCAACAGUGUUGAAGAGAAGAUCUUAGCUGCUGCGCGUUACAAAUUGAACGUUGAUGAGAAAGUUAUUCAAGCAGGCAUGUUCAACAACAAAUCAACUGGUAACGAACGACGACAAUUUUUACAACAGAUCCUUUUACAAGAGACGGAAGAGGGUGAUGAAGAAGAAGAUGAAGCUCCUGAUGACGAAGUUAUCAAUCAAAUGAUUGCACGAUCUGAAGAAGAAUACAAUAUUUUCAAUAAAAUGGAUCGCGAACGUCGACAUGCUGAAGCUCGAUUAUCCAAUAGAAAGUCACGAUUGUUUGAAUUAUCCGAACUGCCAUCAUGGUUAACAAAAGAUCCAAAAGAAUUGGAAAGUGCAUUGCUUGAUCAGGAGACCCUCGAUUUACUUGGACGAGGUUCACGGCAACGAAAAGAAGUUGACUAUUCCGAUUCAUUAACCGAAAAGGAAUGGCUGAAAGCUGUAGAAGAUGGUACAUUAAAUUCUCUAGAACAUGAUAGAAAACGUCGACGUAAACGACGUACGCUGAAUGAGGAUGCUGACGAUGAUGAUGAUGGUCAACACGACGAUCUCGAUGGACGACAGUUUGACCGUGACAUUGAUGGAGUUGAUUCAAAGUCCGGUAAAAGAAGUGGAAAACGUAAACUAAAAGAUUCACAUAAACAUUACCAAAAUGAGCCAAUUCCGACGAAAUUGUAUAAACAAAUGCAAACAUUAUUAGAAGUUGUGAUUAAAUAUCGUGACGAUGAAGACAAUCGGGUUUUGAGUAAACCAUUCAUGCGGUUGCCAACACCAAAAGAACUACCAGAAUACUAUGAAUUGAUAAAACAUCCUGUUGAUUUCAAUAAGAUUAAGAAAAAGCUUGGUGAAUCUCGUUAUCGUACUUUGGAUGAUCUCGAAGCGGAUGUGAUGCUGCUAUGUAAAAAUGCUCAAGAAUUCAAUGUAGAAAACUCCAGUAUUCACGAGGAUUCAAUUAUACUUCAAUCAGUAUUCACAAGCGCACGCGAACGUCUGGAAAAGGGUGAAAUUGCAGUUAGUUCGAAUUCCGAAGAUGAAUCCGACGAUGAUGAACCAUUGAAAAAACGAGUCAAAAAAGAAGACAGUUCAAAGAAGAAGUCUCACACUCAAUCGCAUACACCUGGCAGUGUUGGCAGUAAUUCAAACAGUCGGCGUAAGAAUCGUGUGAUGAGUGAUGAUGAAGAUAUCACCAUGGACGAAACAAAUCAAUCGUUGCUCGGCGGUCUUGAAGGUGAUGAUGAUGACGAAGAAACUCGCGGUUCUGGUUCACGUCACAAAUGA
Messenger RNA from Adineta ricciae, 4314 nucleotides. NCBI's taxonomy places the organism in Eukaryota, Metazoa, Rotifera, Eurotatoria, Adinetida, Adinetidae. The record is from the annotation of a GenBank genome assembly.